GGGGGGCGGGAGAGGAAACUUGAGUUCGGAACUUUCGUUUUCCUGAUGUAGAUACUGAAAUGUCACGGAUGCGCGGGUUCCUUGUUAAGGCUAAAUUGCUGAGGAUUUCACCAACUUGUGAAAGGCUGGUAUAGUCACAAAGAUGUCAUUCAAUCAAAAGCCUAGAAAUGUACAUGGUGAUCAGGGAAAGAGUGAAGAGAAUGUACCUUCCGCCUCACUCAAUGCGGAGUGGAAAGUUCCGACUGAAGGCGGAGCUUCUACUAACACAGUAAACCAUAAACAUGACAGGGGUUUACAAAAACACACCGGCCUCACUGUAGCAGACUCACAGUCGGAGGUGAAUCAGACUGAGCCACAGCUCUUAAGUUAUUCUCCCUUUACAAGCGAAGUAACAAAACAAAGUAACAGUGACGUUCAGGAUGCAGAGCAAAGCAUAGACUUGGACCAGGACAAAGUUGUGCUUAGAAAAAAUACAAUGCCUGUCCAAGAUCAUCUGGAUGGAAAUGAAUGUACAAAAAGUGUCACGGUAACAGACAAAUCUGAAAAGCUCUGCGGCUGGUUAAACAAGCUGGGGAAUCGUGCAAUUGUGAAGACAUUUAAGACGCGGUGGUUUGUGUAUGGGGAUAGCACCUGCAGACUGUACUACUACCGCACACCUCAGGACCUCCUUCCUUUGGGGGAAAUCAACAUCCAUAAUGCAUCAUUUUCCUUUGAUGUCACAGACGCAGAAAGGCCAGGUCUUUUUGAAAUCAGGUCAGAUGGCCGUAGUUUCAUUUUGGAUGCCCGGAAUCAGCAGACAAUGAUGUAUUGGCUGAAGGAACUACAGAAUAAGCGAAGACAGUACAGUGACAAACGAACAUCUUUGUCCAAGUCACGAGUUAGUCUGCUUUCAGCCAAUCAAAAGUCAUUAGAACAAGGCCUCUUAGCAAGACAGAAAAGCCUUAGCAAUGGAACCAGCACAGAAGGCAACUUAGAUAACAGUUUAGAAGUGACAGCCCAUGUGACUUCUCCAGACUUUCUGAUCGGUGAGACCUCAGCAUCAAUGCCCCCCAGCAACACAGCGGUAACCAGUCUCUCACUGACAAACUUCAGAACAGAAAUAAGAAAUUACUUCGCUGGCCUGAGAUCGCCCAAUAAGGAUUUUUAUGCAGUUUAUGGCAAAUCUGAGGAUGACGAGUGGUCCAUCAUAAGCACUCCAGACAGGCAUACACCAACUGCUACUAAAACAUCACCAGUCACCCCACAGAGCACUACUCCAGCCGGAGCCACAAGACCUACAGGAUUCGACAAAAAAUUCUCAUUUUCAAAUUUCAAAAAGAUGUUAAAGAAAGGAAACGGUGAAGAAAUGGACAUUUCCCCGCCCUGGGGGAAUUCUUUAGAGGCUUGUCAACAGUGUUCCAAGUUGAAGACUUACCUGUGUUCCCUGAAGGAGGAACUCUCGUCUGUAGAAGAGGAACUUCAGGCAAACCGUGAAGUCACCAAGCUGCUACAGAAGGAAAUUGACAAAUUACAACAUGAAGUCUGCUCACGAGAUGAAGUCAAUUCACUAAAUGGAGAAUCCCCUGAAGCCCUUCUCAAGCGGAGAGAUGACAAGAUUGUGGACCUGGAGUAUCUGCUAGCUAAAACACAAGAGGAAAAGGAGAUGAUCAGACAGCAAAUCAGAGUUCAAGGGGAUACAAUUGACACUCUCAAAGAUCAGGUGAACAUGUACCAAGAAAUGCUGACAGCCAAAGAUGAUGUCAUCAUGAGCCUGACCAAUCAGGUGUUUGACCUUGAAAAAGGUCAGGGGUCAAAUUCCAACCAAUCCUGUCUCCCCACAUCGCCACCUAUGUUGAGAGUUUUCACAGAUGCGACAGAGGUUGAAAGGUUAAAGGACUCCUGUCAAGCAUACCAGAUGCAGAAUAAGUUCCUGUCAAAGGAAAUCCUGGAACUCACUCAGCUGAGGCAGAAUGAUGAGCGUAGGGAAAACCUGUUGCAGAUGCAGUAUGCAAACCUGGAGGCGACAUUCUAUCAGACUCGAAGCAAGUACUUGUUCCUGCUGAAUGAGUUGAAAACACCUGUCAGAGGAGGAGAAGAAGGUCGAUCUCAGGAUGUAAUUAAUCAGCUGUUAUCUGAUGCACUGGACUCAGAAGACGAUUCUGUUAAACCAGAGGACUUUCUCUCCUCACAAAACAGUACGAUAGAAUAUGAUCGGUAUGGAUUCCUGAGGCAACAUGAUGCUGAUGAAGAUGUACUGGUUACCAGGGCAACAGAGUUACAACGACGCUCCAGGGAGUUAGAAAUCCAGAUCAAAGAAGUUGACCAGUCUGCAGGUGUAUCUCAUCAGGUUAAAUGGGAGAACUUUAUGGUGAGUCUAGGGGAGAGACCUUUGCAGAGAAGCCCAGAGCUGAAGGCACUAGUGAGAGGGGGAAUCCCCCACCAGUACAGAGAGCCAAUAUGGAAAGGGUGUAUAAAUUUACAUAUCCAGUCCAAGCCAAGCAACCACUAUCAAAACCUAGUCAAAAGUUCUGAGAAGAACAAACACAAUCCUGCUGCUAAACAGGUUGAGCUUGAUCUACUGCGGACACUCCCCACCAACAAGUAUUAUGAGGCCAUGGACAGUGAAGGGAUCACCAAGUUACGCAGAGUGCUGUUAGCCUACAGCUGGCAUAACCCUGACAUAGGCUACUGUCAGGGUUUAAAUCGAUUGGCUGCCAUUGCCCUGUUAUUUUUGAGUGAAGAAGAUGCUUUCUGGUGUCUGGUGGCCAUCGUGGAGGUGAUCAUGCCACAGGAGUAUUACACACGGACACUGAUGGCAGCACAGGCUGAUCAGAGGGUUUUGAAGGAUCUUCUGCAGGAUAAGCUGCCACGUCUCACGCUCACUGGACAAUAUGAUGUUGACCUGUCGCUUUUCACAUUUAACUGGUUCCUCACCAUUUUUGUGGACAACAUUCCCCCAGAGGUGUUCUUGAGAGUCUGGGAUGUCUUUCUGUAUGAAGGGAGUAAGGUACUUUUUCGGUUUGCCCUGGCCAUUUUUAAGUACAAAGAGGAGGAGAUAUUAGAACUGAAUUCAUCAAUUAACAUCAACAAGUACCUGCGUGUGAUUGGAGGGAAGAUGACUGAUGUUCGCAAACUGGCUGAGAUUGCAUUCCACGAGUUGAACCCUUUCCCACGCCGGGUUGUCACAGCACGGAGACACUUACAGAUGAUACAGGUCAAGGCACAGCUGCGGGAGCUUGAUGCAUUACGGCAGGACUUCCGCAGUCACAGCAUUCCAGCAGAUAGAGUGGAGUACUACAGCGAUGAUGAGGCAGAGGGGGAAGAGGAGAGUAAACAGGUGCCCCCUGUGUCUGUCACAGUGGCAUAAAGCUGACAACAAACUUCAAUUCCACACCAUGGAUGUGACAGAGGGGGAGGAGGAGAG
Molecule: messenger RNA, 3403 nt
Organism: Liolophura sinensis
Lineage: Eukaryota; Metazoa; Mollusca; Polyplacophora; Chitonida; Chitonidae
Product: TBC1 domain family member 2B-like
Biological process (GO): regulation of GTPase activity
Molecular function (GO): GTPase activator activity; small GTPase binding
Source: RefSeq, a predicted model, not a curated record